AUGAAGGUUUCCAGCACCACCAUUUUGAGCCUUGUCCUCGCAUUGAACGGGGCCAUGGCUUCCCCUCUUCGGGCCCGUGGCUUCAAAGUCGUCACUGUCACUGAGCUCGCAACUGAGUAUGUUCAUGUCACUUCAACCGCCUGGGUUGAUCCUGUGGAGUAUGCUCCAACCGCAGUCUCUACGACCGAGCCUUCUCCAAAAGGGAAGAAUAAGGAUCAUGUUCCCACGAACGCUCCUAGUGUUAGUAUUUUGGAGACGUUGGCUUCGCCAACAGUCUCUUCUUCCAUCUCCAAAUUGUCUGUGAUGCCAUCAAGCACAUUGGCUUACUCUUCCGUUGAGACAACUCAACAGACUACUUUGUCCAUUCCAUCUACUCCAACGACUGUCUCUACCUCAUCGACGUCUUCCGCCACCCCAGUACCAACCACUGAGUCUAUCCCAACCACUACAAGUGAGCUCCCGACCUCUACUCCAAUUCCCCACCCCACCCCGACUUCUAUGCCAACAUCUAUUCAAGAACCACCCACAACUUUGCAAACAUCAACUUUGUCGGCCCCUAUCACCCCAACCCCUCCUCCUAUCAAGAUUGAGUCAUCAACCACUGCUCCAGCUCCAGUUCCGUCUGCUCCGUCUGGGGGAACCCCCAGCAGCGGCGGCAGCACAGGCGGUGGCGAUAUCCAUGUCGGCGAAGGUACUUUCUAUGACACCGGUCUAGGGUCGUGUGGCAUUGUCAGCGCGCCUUCUGAGCACGUUUGUGCCAUUUCCCAUCUCCUGAUGGACUCCAAGAAGACGGGCGAUCCAAACAAGAACCCCUUCUGUGGUUCCACCAUCCUGAUCUCUUAUAACAAUGGUCCCAAGGUCCCUGUGAAGAUUGUCGACCGUUGCCAAGGAUGCGUAGGUUCACCUAUAUUGAAAUGUUAAGUUUUUCAUUGAUGCUGACAACGGUAUAGGCACAUGAUGAUAUUGAUCUCUCUCCUUCUGCCUUCAAGGCUAUGGGAGCCGAGGAAAGUGCCGGCAGGGUCAAAGUCAGUUGGACUUUCGCUUGAUCUAUUAUCAUUUUAGGACUUUUGGGAGCGGGUUGCUUUCCUCCUGGCUAGUGGUUUUAGGAGCUUUAGACAGGUAGCAUUGCGUUUUCUUUUUUCUUGUUUUUGAGGAGUCAAUAAUCUGGAUGGGAGCAUAAAAGAGUCUCUGCCUGGCGCGACAUCAACAAGGCAAAGAAAAGGUGGUGUUUUUUUCUAUGGUUUUUUUGUUUUGAGGAUCUGACCUUCCGAAUCGAAAGGGGACUAUUCAAUCGACUUCUAUGAUUGAUGAUAUAACCCUCUUUGUCUUCCUCACUAUUUUAUUUUUAACUGUUCUUCGCUGGCCAAGGAUUGACUCCUUGAGUCUAUUUUCAAUUAUUUAUUCUUGUACAUUUUUUUUUCCAACUCCCUCUUGAAGGGAACACACCACACGGACUGCAUGCCGUCUGGCCCUGCUGCAUAUAGCCCUCGUUUAUAUAUGCAGUUCACUUUACUCUUCCUGAAAAUAAAUAGAGUCUCGAAUGUCAUUGGUCCGGAGCGCAGUACGCUGUUUAAGUGAACAUGUGCAGUUUUGAAGUUGGGGCCUGGGCCAACUAUUAAUCGGAAUGUGGGUGGAAGAGUGAUCCAGUGGUCUCGUCAAAGGUGGGGGG
Tuber aestivum (summer truffle) is the source of this 1669-nucleotide messenger RNA. The record is from the annotation of a GenBank genome assembly. Lineage: Eukaryota; Fungi; Ascomycota; Pezizomycetes; Pezizales; Tuberaceae.